UCCGCUCGGCAGCCGACAUGCCAUCCAGACUGAAGAAGAUGCGGAAACUGCGCGGCCACGUGAGCCAUGGCCAUGGCCAUGGCCGCAUCGGCAAGCACCGGAAGCACCCGGGAGGCCGUGGGAACGCUGGUGGAAUGCAUCACCACAGGAUCGACUUCGACAAAUAUCACCCAGGUUACUUUGGGAAAGUUGGUAUGAGACAUUACCACUUAAAGCGGAACCAGAGCUUCUGCCCAACUGUCAACCUGGAUAAGCUGUGGACGCUGGUCAGUGAGCAUAUCCGGGUGAAUGCUGCCAAGAACAAGACGGGAGCAGCUCCCAUCAUCGACGUCGUGCGGUCGGGCUACUACAAAGUUCUGGGAAAAGGAAAACUCCCAAAGCUCCCAGUCAUUGUCAAAGCCAAAUUCUUCAGUAGAAGAGCUGAGGAGAAGAUUAAGGGCGUUGGGGGAGCCUGUGUCCUGGUGGCUUGAGGCCACCGUUCAUUAAAGUGCUUCUCUGCUGG
This is a messenger RNA of Ochotona princeps (American pika), 502 nucleotides long. Its product is annotated as large ribosomal subunit protein uL15-like. Lineage: Eukaryota; Metazoa; Chordata; Mammalia; Lagomorpha; Ochotonidae. Gene Ontology annotation, biological process: translation. Gene Ontology annotation, cellular component: ribosome; cytosolic large ribosomal subunit. The transcript has a single exon. Bases 18 to 470 code for a protein of 150 amino acids. Gene Ontology annotation, molecular function: structural constituent of ribosome. The record is from RefSeq and is a predicted model, not a curated record.